GAUUUUUUAGGUAUCCAAGAAGGAGUGGUAUUCAUUUCAAAUGCUAAAGCAAGAUCUCACUUGAGAGUUUAGUUAAAUAGCUUUAUCUUUGUGCGUUUUUUAGAGAGAUCAAUGUGUAAACCUCGUUCCCAGAUGACUGGGCUCUUCACUUCUAGAAAUUUACCAUUGAGCUGUGGGUGGUAGUUAACCGUAGCAUCAGCCGAAGUCACAGCUCCUUUCCCUUGGCCGGCUUGAGUCAGUACUUAUUUGAAUACUGCUUCGACUGUUCUUAUGCUUAAUAACUGGAUGAUCUUAUCCGAGUUGACCGAAGUUGUAAACCGUUUAACAAAAUUGUUAUGUCCCGUUUUAGUAGACUCUGACUUGUCGGAUUGAGCAAGCACAAAGACCCGAUUAGACCCGAGAUGGCGGAGGCCGCAUUCAAUAACGAUAUUCAAUUAAAAAAAGAACUAGAUUGGUGCAUCACAGCCCUUCGGAAAAAACUUCGAAAAGUUAACAUUUCGAAAAAUGAAGUAAAGAGUGUGAUCAACGCACUUUCGGUCUUGGAGAGCAAAAAAGCGCCUGCAGUCAAAAAGAAGAUAGUAAUGCGAAACGCACUAGGUGACUACCGUAAAAAGAUGGCUGCUGAGGAAGAUGGGCUUACCAAAAAAAUUCUCGAUGGGACACACAUGAUUGCCCAGUUCGAUGCGACUGCUCAGCCAUCGCUUAGUGCGCGAGCCCUUCACAUCCACAAGUCGUCUACGACACCCCCGUCGGAGAUACCAUCAGCUCGGAAUUCUUCUGUCGUAACAUCACCAGCGACUUCAUCGAAGUCUUCAACUCCUUCACCCAUAAAACAGUAUUCCACAUCGUCACCCGUGCGUUCCGACGCGUCAUCAACGGAAUCACCGCCGAAAUCCUCCACAGGUCAUCCGUUAAAACCCUCGCUAGAAUCCCCAUCUAAGCCUUUUUCGGAGACAUUGUCUAAGGCUUCUGCAAAAUCACCAUUAAAACCUAAUUUAGGGUCAACGCCUAAAUCACACUCAAAGUUGUCCUCAAAUCCUUUGCUAUUGGCGCUAUCGAAGCUUAACACAGGGCUAGAACCUCAACGCGAAACUUGUUUCCCGAACACGUCCGAUGAGCUGCACGCCGAAAAACCGUUUGCCUUCAAUUUUGAAAUCCCCCCCGAGGACCUUAACACGCCUUGAAGGAAGCCUACCAGUGAGGAAUAAUGGAAGAAUAGAAGAACAUCAGUUUCAGAAAAAAGAUCGAGCAGAAAAUUAUAUAAUUCUACGUGGCAGUGUGCGUUAAGAUCAAUUGAAUUGCCGCUCAUUAUUCAGCAUUAUACGAAUGUACAUGAGUGGCGUGCACAAAAAAAAA
Varroa destructor (honeybee mite) is the source of this 1356-nucleotide messenger RNA. RefSeq lists its product as uncharacterized. The record is from RefSeq and is a predicted model, not a curated record. Lineage: Eukaryota; Metazoa; Arthropoda; Arachnida; Mesostigmata; Varroidae.